CUCUCUCUCUCUCUCUCUCUCUCCCACCACACUCAGAUAAAAUGAAAAUAAAACAGGUCUGAAAUAAUAUCGGUUUAAAGAGAAACCCCGCGUGCCUCCAGGUCCGGAUUUUUCGAGCUCGACCAAUAGCGAGCCGCACGCACACGCACACACGCACACGCACGCGCUGCACCGGGUGUGAUGCUCGUGAGGCCACGGAGGCGACAGAGGCGCGAGCUGUUUUCAGAUCCGGAUUUUUUCCGUCGAUACGCGGAAUUAUUCCAUAAGCGCGAGCUUUCUGAAGCCAGGAACGGUGACGCAUUUCCACAGAACUGAGAGCUCGCGCACCUGCACCGCGGGAACGGAGCGGAAACCCGAGUGAUGAGCGGCGGAGUGUACGGAGGAGAUGAAGUUGGAGCGUUGGUGUUUGAUAUCGGCUCUUUCUCCACCAGAGCAGGUUACGCUGGAGAGGACUGCCCAAAGGCCGACUUCCCCACAUCACUAGGUGUGCACGUGGAGGAGGCAGGACCUGGAGAAAUGGCAGCAGAGCAAGAGAACAAUGGGCGGAGCUUUUACCUUGACACCACAGCACUGCAUGUUCCCCGAGCUGAAGUUGAGCUGAUAUCACCUCUAAAGAACGGCAUGAUUGAAGAUUGGGAAGGUUUUCAGGCUAUAAUGGAUCAUGUUUACAGUAAACAUAUUAAGUCUGAACCCGGCCUGCAUCCAGUGCUCAUGUCUGAGGCUCCAUGGAACUCACGGGCUAAGAGAGAGAAGCUUACUGAGCUGAUGUUUGAACACUACAACAUCCCUGCCUUCUUUCUCUGCAAAACUGCAGUGCUAACAGCUUUUGCGAAUGGACGUGCCACUGGACUUGUAUUGGACAGUGGAGCAACACACACGACGGCCAUCCCAGUGCAUGAUGGGUACGUCCUACAGCAAGGUAUAGUGAAAUCUCCUCUGGCCGGUGACUUCAUCACAAUGCAGUGUAGAGAAAUGUUCCAGGAGAUGAACAUCGACAUCAUUCCACCUUACACCAUUGCUUCCAAGGAGCCUGUGAGAGAGGGAGCUCCUCCAGUGUGGAUGAAGAAAGACAAACUGCCUCCUGUCACAAAGUCCUGGCACACAUAUAUGUGUAAUGAGGUGAUUCAGGAUUUUCAGGCUUCAGUGCUUCAAGUUUCUGACUCACCAUAUGAUGAACAGGUUGCAGCUCAGAUGCCCACGCUGCACUAUGAGAUGCCAAGUGGAUAUAAUGCGGAUUAUGGAGCAGAGCGGUUGCGAAUUCCUGAAGGUCUGUUUGAUCCAUCUAACGUUAAGGGUUUGUCGGGUAACACCAUGCUAGGAGUCGGGCACGUUGUCACCACCAGCAUUGGCAUGUGUGACAUCGACAUCAGACCUGUACGUUCCCUACACAGCUUUCUACAAACAGGUCUUUGUGGUCUGUAUGGGAGUGUCAUUGUAACAGGUGGAAAUACUUUGCUGCAAGGAUUCACUGAAAGACUCAAUAGGGAGCUAUCACAGAAAGCACCGCCUAGUAUGAGGCUGAAGCUGAUCGCAAGUAACAGUUCGAUGGAGCGACGCUUCAGUUCGUGGAUCGGUGGCUCGAUUUUGGCGUCGCUGGGCACUUUCCAGCAAAUGUGGAUCUCGAAGCAGGAAUAUGACGAGGGCGGGAAACAGAGUGUGGAGAGAAAAUGUCCCUGAAACACACAGCAAUAAAAAACAUCUAACACUGACGGAAAUUGAUUUCCAAUAAAGUUAAACUCAUUGUUCAA
Messenger RNA from Pangasianodon hypophthalmus (striped catfish), 1748 nucleotides. It is a transcript of the gene actl6b, whose product is annotated as actin-like 6B. The record is from RefSeq and is a predicted model, not a curated record. NCBI's taxonomy places the organism in Eukaryota, Metazoa, Chordata, Actinopteri, Siluriformes, Pangasiidae. The transcript has 14 exons. Gene Ontology annotation, molecular function: chromatin binding. Gene Ontology annotation, cellular component: SWI/SNF complex; NuA4 histone acetyltransferase complex. The coding region runs from base 361 to 1677 and encodes 438 amino acids. Gene Ontology annotation, biological process: regulation of transcription by RNA polymerase II; nervous system development.